Messenger RNA from Zingiber officinale, 3021 nucleotides. RefSeq lists its product as uncharacterized. Gene Ontology annotation, molecular function: protein binding. Lineage: Eukaryota; Viridiplantae; Streptophyta; Magnoliopsida; Zingiberales; Zingiberaceae. The record is from RefSeq and is a predicted model, not a curated record. The coding region runs from base 173 to 2794 and encodes 873 amino acids. The transcript is spliced from 10 exons.
GGAGCAACAAGAUAACGUGGCGUUAAUUAUUGUAAAGUAGGUUAUAGGAGAGGGUUUUGGCGGCCGGAGCUAUUAAGACCCGCAGUCCGGUGCUUUGUGUAUUUUCUUUCCGGCUUUGGGGAAACAGGGGCCAAACAAAGGGCGGAGAGGAAGGGAAGGAGAGAGUGAGAGGAUGAGCGCGGACGGAGCCGGGGGCAAGGGGAACGGGACGGCGGCGGCUCCGAUCCAGUUGGGGUCAAGGAAGCUGGUGCAAAGUCUGAAGGAGAUCGUGGACUGCCCCGAGGCCGAGAUCUACGCCAUGCUGCGUGAGUGCAAUAUGGACCCCAACGAAGCCGUCCACCGACUCCUCUCCCAAGAUACUUUUCAUGAGGUCAAGAGCAAGCGUGACAAGAAAAAGGAGAUCAGAGAGCCUCCAGAAUCCAGGUCCCGAUCUGUGAACAUCAAUUUAGGUCGUGAAUCUAGGGGUGGUAGUGACCGUGGAGGUCGUAGUUCUUAUUCCCAGUCCACUUUAACAGAUUAUGGUGCUGGUAAAGAUAAACCCAUCAACAAGAAAGAAAAUGGUAGUAGUAUUGCUCCUGUUUUGUCAGUUGUGGAAUUUGCAACAGUACCAAACAACCCUACAAAGAGGCCAACAAUUCAAAGCACUUCUGCUUCCAUGGGAAUCCCACUGCAUGCAACCAACUUUGCUGAUGUAAUUUCAACAUCCGUUCAAUCUUCAACUGGCCUCCAAAACAAUUGGUUGGGGAAGCCGGCACAUGUUUCCAUGGCUGAUAUUGUCAAGAUGGGCAGACCUCAAGGGAAACAUCCAAGCAUGCCUGCUAUUGCAAGUGGAAAACCUUACAUAUCUGAAAAUGUAGCAACAUCAAAUGGACCACAUCACAAUUCAAAACAAAUCCCAGCUUCAAUUUUGCCAUCUGAAGCCAAGGAGAAAUUAGACUCUUUUCAGGAAUCUACUUAUAUUUCUGAUAUUAAUCAUGACCUUGGAACUGCUGAAAAUCAGCAUAUUUCUACUGAUGGAUGGUACAUAUGUGAUGAGCAACCCACAGAAAGUGUUCCAAAUUUUACAGAUAUAUCUGGUGCCUCAGCAGUUUAUGCUAACCCAUCAGCCUUAGCAGCACCUAGUAUGGUAAUUGCUGGUUCUGACUUGCAUAUAGAUCCUUGUUCGGAAGAUUUCCAAGACCUGGAUGAAAGACCUAACGAUAAACCUCAGCCAGUCGAAUAUAUUCCUGUACCAGAGAGGAAGAUAGAUGUAGACACUUCAAUAGAUGGUUCACAUUCAAAGAGUAUAGAUGCUUACCAAUCUGAAGAUGUUGAAUUUGAUCAUCAUGAAGCUGAGAAUGGUGUGGGAAUUUCUUCAACUGCUACAACCUUGAUGCAAUUAAGCAUACAUGAGGAGACCAGCACAAAAGCUACUGAGCUUGGCCCUGCAGUAAUUAUCCCUGACCAUCUGAGGGUUACUAAUGCAGAUUGUGCCCAUCUGAGCUUUGGUAGUUUUGGUUCUGGUGCAUUUUCUGGAUCUUUUCCAUCGAAGUUACUAGCAAGAAACUUGGAAGCUGCCCCAGCUUUAGAUGAUGUUUCUAUAAUCAAUGAGUCAGAUACAAGAAAUCACGAGUACUUUAACAAUGAACCACAUAAGUCUUCUCUCACUGAGAAUGUGGCUUCUAUAUCUGGCACUGCUUCAGAGAAUCUUGAUGUAACUUCAAUUUCAGAAUCUGAAGUAGUGAGGAAUCAUCCGCUGGAUGCUAUAGGACCUCAGAGUGAAUUUCCAUCUGUUUCCAGUUAUGGGUUGCCAACCUCUUCACAGCCAAAUGUUACAACUUACACCUAUCAACAAGAAAAUUCUCACAUGCAAAAUAUUUUACCUUUGUCAAGUUUAAUGCAAUCAAAUAUUCUACAAAACAAUAUAUUAGCAGCAGCAAGUAAUCCACAUCUUCGGGAUUUUGAUCUUCCCUUGUCUCCCUUACGUAUUAAUCAGUCAAUGCCUACAAGAUAUGGUACCAUGGGGUUGUCUAUUGGUGGACCAACCACUUCCAUGCCUGAGGCACCGAAACCUGGGAUGUUUCCUGACCCUCAAUCAGCUCCACCAUCCUUGCCUACCGCCACCACGCUAACAAAUUCUGCACUUCCUCAAGCUCUUCCUGUUCACCAUUACUCUCAACCACCUCUUCCACUAGGUCACUUUGCGAAUAUGAUAAGCUAUCCCAUUCUACCUCAGAGCUAUGCGUUCUUGCCUCCUCUGCAACAAACACUCUCUCCAAACAGCCUUUUCAAUCAGUCUGCUGCUGUACCCAGUGUUGGCAUGAAGUACUCUCGACCACAAUACAAAGGCAGCUUAUCUGUGACCAGCUUACCUCAGGCUUCUGCCUCACCCACUGCUUAUGGGGGAUUUGGAAGCUCCUCCAGCAUUCCCGGAGGCUUCAACCUCAACCAUACGACCAUGUCUUCUAGUACGACAAUCAGAUUGGAUGAACCUCUUAACCAGCAAUACAAAGAAGCAAGUCACUACCUGGCGCUUCAGCAGAAUGAGAACCCUACCAUGUGGAUUCACGGUGCUGGUUCAAGAACAAUGUCACCUCUUCCAUCAAGCAUCUUCUACAAUUAUCCAGGUCAGGAUCAGCACGGUGGUGGCUUCCGUCAGGCUCAGCAACCUUCACACCUUGGCAACUUGGGGUAUUCAAACAUGUACCUUUCCCAAGGAGGCGCAUCAAGAGAACAUCAGCAAAAUUCUGGCGAAGUUAACUUGAAUGGUUCCCAGGCUAUGCCGGCUAGCCAAAUCUGGCAACAUGGCUACUAAGCUGCUUAAGUGGCCCAAGUUUUUUUUGGGUCUAAUAGGUCGCUAUAAGUUGAUCACAUGCCCACGCUAGUCAAAGCACUCAACUACUACUUGGGAUGCUAAUAUUAUUGAGCGAGUUUAGGCCCGUGUAUUUUAGAAUCCGAGUGUGUUCUUAACGUGCAAUGAUAUGGACAAUUUAAAGUCAUCGUUCUUUCAGAUAAAAGCAUUUGCUGUGGAGAUUUGUGUAA